UAAAUCUAAAUCGGCGAGCAGCAGCGGAGUGUCUGCAAUUCAGUGUCACCUGCUGCAGAGAGAGAGAGACCGACUCCUGCUCGGUAAUCCUGAACUCCAUGGACGGACGAAAAACGCCCAAACCUGGAUUAUGGUUCUGAUCUAAGAUUUCUCCAUAAGACAUGGUGCUACCUGACAAAACCUCCAGACCGUCUGCUCUCAAGAAGGUCCCCCAUCAGCCCACCAAGCCCCGUCACCCAAGCCUGCCCUCCCCGGCACUCUGCUGCGCGUGCGGACUCUGCAUCAUGCUUGCUGGCAUCAACAUCACCCUGGUGGGAGCUUUCGCCUUUAGCACCUUCAUCCCUUCUGGUAACCCCCCCAUCAUCAUCGGUCCUCUCCUCUUACUGAUAGCCCUGGCCUUUUUCACAGCCUGCUGCGUGGUCAGCAGGAGGCCGCCCACCCACACUGGGUGCCGUAAGGCUAGAGGAGGAGAGAAGUGGGGGCUCGUGCGGAUGGGGACAGCAGCAUUUGAGAUGGAGGCCAGCGAGCACACCCUGCAGGACACUACGGCUGUUCAGCUCAGCCCCACCAACUCCCCCACUUCAUCCCACAAGUCCUGUUCCAGCCACGUGGGCAACACUGCUCCACCCGGGUGUCAGGAUAGAGCUGGGCUGAUGCUUCCAUCAGAGGCGGCUGUCAUGGGUGUCGCUGGAGAUAACCCCGCUUCCACACAGAUGCUGCCCACUCAGAGCACUUACUGAACAUAUUAAGGACAUACUUCCUCAACCAGGCUGUUUUAUUUGUGUAUUUUUAUUUGCUGUUUUUGGGUGGAAAUGUGUUGUAUAAAAAAUCUGAUUGUUGCUUAAUUGGUGAUUUCUGUCGCUGAAUCUUUAUUGCUCAGCAGGAUGUAUUUUAUUAAUCCAGAACAGAAACAGGAGCAGAUGAUACCUCAAUCUAAGUGCCUGUUUGUAUACUGCUUGUUGUAUAAAACAGAAUAUCCUGCAUUCAUGUUCUCCUGUGUAUCCACUGUGGUUAGUGCCUGUCACCUUAUACAUCGGUGAAAAGAAGAUGAGUGUGUCCAUCGAGCUUCUCUGAGUCAUGAAAGCUGUUCCUGUGUAAGACUGGUAAAAUCACACACACUUUUUCACACAUGUUUUUUUAAAUGCUUGCAGUAAAAAAUGAGUCAAGAUGAAUAUUGAGGAACAAAUAAGUAAAUGUGCAUAUUAUAGUGUCAUUUUUAUAUUUUUAUGCAGCAGAUAUUACUUGUUUUGGGCACAUAAAGUUGAUAUUUCCUUUGAGAGUCAUUUGGUGUUUCUGUUUAAAAAAAAAAAAGCAUUCAAUUCUAAUGCUGAUUUUAUGGUGCGGUUAAAAAAAACAAAAAUAUGACUGAACAAAAUGAGUCAUUUUGUGGGACAUGCUUGGGAAAAAAAAGCCAUAAAAAGACACAAUGGCACACAUGUCAUCAGAAAGGCACACAGGUUGUGAAGAUAGCCCAUUCGUUAUCGGAGAAACAGAUGCCUGUUUACUCAUCGUUAUACAUCUGCCGUCCACAAACACAGCAAGACACACACUGUGAUCCUGCACAGGACUCUCAAAGAGAGAUAACAGAGCAGCCACUGCAUGCCUGCUGUUAUUACAGUCUAGUUUGUUUGGGGAGUAUGUUUGGUGUCUGUAUUCAUCCACGGAGUCUACGGAAUAAGAUUGCUAGUGUUUGUUUUAACAGGCGAACAAAUGCUGACAACCUGCAUUCAAUUCACUAAACUAGAGAUUAGGUCAUGAUGCUCUAAAUAA
Messenger RNA from Labrus mixtus (cuckoo wrasse), 1770 nucleotides. RefSeq names its product transmembrane protein 275-like. The transcript is spliced from 2 exons. The record is from RefSeq and is a predicted model, not a curated record. NCBI's taxonomy places the organism in Eukaryota, Metazoa, Chordata, Actinopteri, Labriformes, Labridae. The coding region runs from base 162 to 740 and encodes 192 amino acids.